This is a messenger RNA of Chenopodium quinoa (quinoa), 2124 nucleotides long. RefSeq names its product DNA-binding protein K10-like. Lineage: Eukaryota; Viridiplantae; Streptophyta; Magnoliopsida; Caryophyllales; Amaranthaceae. The coding region runs from base 995 to 1780 and encodes 261 amino acids. The record is from RefSeq and is a predicted model, not a curated record. The transcript is spliced from 2 exons.
UGAUGCUAUAACUUUUUGUGUUUGUUGGAUUGAGUUUAUCGUUUCCCUAGUUAUCUUCUACUUGAGCAUUAACUUGAAUUAAUUAAUAUUAAAAAAUUCUUAUGUAAAGGAGGAACUUUUUGAAAUUAAAGCAUAACUAAUAUGAUCUAAUCGUGUUAUGUUUUUCUCAAAAAAAAUAAAAAUAAAAAUUUUUUUUAAAAAAAAAAAGAAGAAGAAGAAGAAGGAAGAAGAAAUAAUUGUGUUAUGGAACAUUUUGUGAUUUUAUGUGAUAAUUGAAGAGUUUUAGAGGGAAUUGAAUAUUAGACUAUGUAUAUAUUGUAUAUUUACUAGGUUCACUCCCCUUACCCAUCUUUGUAUUUAUGAGGUUCACACCUCUUCUCCCUAGAUUAGUUUGUAAUUUGUGUAUUUAAACACUUUUCAAUAAUGAGAAGCUCAAGGGAUUAUUUCCUAACAUGGUAUCAGCCUAGGUUUUCUCUCUCUAGCUUCUCUCCUCUCCUCCCUUUCUCUAUCUCUCUAGCCGCCUACUGCUGCUCACCAUGGGUGACUCUCCCCUAAAGCUCCUAAAAAUUCCGCUUUCCACCCUGCUUUCUCUAUCAUAAAUAUCAAAAGCGUCAUGCCUAUUGUACUCCAGAUGGAUCGUGCUCAAUAUAUUUCUUGGGUUGAGCUUUUCAAGAUUAAUGCCAGGGCCCAUAAGGUGCUACACCACAUUCUUCCUUCCUCUGAAACUGACGACUCUGCUUCCCUCUCAAACUCUGACCCCAAGCUUUGGAGUUGCCUUAACGCACUUGUCCUCUAAUGGAUAUAUAGCUCUAUCUCUAACGAUCUCCUUAACACAAUUCUUGAACCCGAUUCCACCGCCGCGGAAGCGUGGAAGAGAUUGAAAGAUGUCUUUCAAGACAAUCAAACAAAUCGUGCGGUUCAACUCGAAUCCGAAUUCUCUCAAGUUGACUUGAAUAAUUUCCCUAAUGUCUCUGCUUAUUGCCAACACAUCAAGAUGCUUGCGGAUCAACUCGCUAAUGUUGGGGCUAAAGUCUCUGAUCCUCGUCUGGUUAUCACUCUUGUUUGCGGACUCCCGAAAGCAUACGACAAUGUGGCUACUCUGCUUCAACAAGCCGACCCUCCCAUUUCUUUUCAAAAGGCGCGGUCUAUGCUCACCUUAGAGGAAUCGCGUCAAGCUAAUCAAGCAUCUCACGAAGCCCAAGCUUCUAGUUCCGCCCUCUUCGCUACGGGUAACCCUCCCUCCCAUCAUGAUUCUCACAUUAAUCAUGAUCAUCGCAAUCAUCAGAAACAGAACAAUAAUAAUAAUACUCGCGGCGGCAAUCGCGGUGGUAAUGGGAAGGGACGGUCAGGUGGUGGUGGUCACCACGGUAAGGGCCGCGGUGGCCGCGGUUCCGGUCAACAGCAACAUCAACAGAUGCACUCUCACCCUCCCCAAUGGAGCAGCCCGCUACAUUGGCAGUACUCUCCUUGGGCUGCCUAUGCUCCUCCACCAUGGGCUAUUCCUCCCUGCCCCUAUCCAACUGCUUCAUGGGCUCGACAAACCAAUGGGCCCAGACCUCCUCAGAACGGUAUUCUUGGUCCAAGGCCGCAGCAGCAUCACCAAGCUUUCACGGCUCAAGCACCCUCCUCCGUCGGCUAUGCUCCUACUGAUGUUGAAGCAGCUUUGCACACUCUCUCCUUGGCCCCACCCGACGAUAAUUGGUACAUGGACACCAGAGCCACUUCUCACAUGACUUCGAACCAAGGACCUCCGGACGGGGACCAUCCGUAUGAGAUGUGAUAGCUCGGGGGAGCUAUAUCCUUUCACUUCCACCAUCACUCAAGCCUCAUCUCACACCGCCCUUGCUGCCUUCCCCUCUUCUCUAUGGCACGACCGUCUUGGCCACCCGGGAAUCUUGUUUUGAGUACUCUCAAGAAAAAUAAUGUUAUCCAAUGUAAUAGAGUUUUGAAUUCUACUGUUUGUUCUUCUUGUGUAUUGGGAAAACAUGUAAAACUUCCAUUUUAUUCGUCCACUACUAGUAGUUCUUUUCCAUUUGACAUUUUGCAUAGUGACAUUUGGACGUCUCCUAAAUUAAGUAGUGCGGGACAUCAUUAUUAUGUGUUAUUUUUGGAUGAUUUUACUAA